AUGGGUAAGAUAGUUGGAGAUGCAAAUCCGAGUACAUUUCAAUUGAUUAAUGAUGGUUACGCUAAAGAUCACAAAGAGAUCUAUUAUAUGGGUGAAAAAAUUGAGUAUGCAUCUCCACAUACAUUUCAAUUACUUGGUUAUGGUUACGCUAAAACUAGUUUUGCUGUCUAUUAUUUAAACAAAGAAAUUUCGGGUGCAGAUGCAAAUUCAUUUCAAUCACUUGGUUUUGGCUAUGCUAAGGAUGAGGAUGAUGUCUUUUAUAUGGGUAAAAAAAUUAAAGAUGCACUUCCAUCUUCAUUCGAAUUUAUUGGCACUAGUUAUACUACCGAUUAUAGUAGUGCUUUCUGUUUGGGUAAAAAUUAG
Rotaria sordida is the source of this 363-nucleotide messenger RNA. Lineage: Eukaryota; Metazoa; Rotifera; Eurotatoria; Philodinida; Philodinidae. The record is from the annotation of a GenBank genome assembly.